This is a messenger RNA of Fusarium sp. VM40, 1488 nucleotides long. NCBI's taxonomy places the organism in Eukaryota, Fungi, Ascomycota, Sordariomycetes, Hypocreales, Nectriaceae. The record is from the annotation of a GenBank genome assembly.
AUGACUGAUCUCAACGACCGCCUAGAGAAGCUGCAGCGGCUUCUAGGCCAGGGCGUGAAGCUUGUGGAUAAGCCGCAAGACGAUGAACAAGACGACAGCGAUAAAAACCCCACCAAAAGUCAAGGAAUGUCUACGAGCGAACAGUGGAUGGAAGAGCAGAGACUGGCCGCAAGGAAAGACAAUCUUCCUACUGUGCAGCAGUUGCAAGCCGAUGCAUACGCCACCAAAAAAGCCGAGAUCGCAGCCAAGAAAGCAGAGGCCUUUGACAACUCCAAGUUUCGCAUCGGCGAACCUGUCGACAAAGAUUUCGCCUUCUGCCCUUUCAAAAUUGUGGUAUCAUACCCUGAGCGAUUCAUCGGCAAGAUCAACAAGCCUCGUGCGAAGCCCUACUUUACCAGAAUUCUUUUCGAAAGAACUUGGGACUUCUUCUAUCUUCACGACCCAGUAGAGCCUACCAGAGACCCUUACCUGUUGAUCCCAUCCGCUCAGUUCGAAGUGUUCCUCGAAGAAGUCAACCACGAUCUGGACACUUCCCUCAGAAUCCCUUCAGGCUGCAACACUGACAAAUUCUAUCUCAAGUUUGGUGAAGGAGACACUCCACGCCCUCGGUACCUGCGACGAUCUGAGGAGGAGACUUCCCUUGACGUUCGGCCAUGGCCCACCAUUCAUCCCAAUGAUAUCAAUGCCUUCGAGGCGGCAACUCCCAAGGAGAAGUUAGCCUGGAGAUCCAAGAUGCGAGUCGUUAAGACCGGCUUUACCCCAAAGAAUGGGGCAGACCCGGAAAAGGCUGCGAAGAAGAAGAGACACAGAGAUCAGAUGCUUCGCAACACGCUGAGCUAUCUUGGUCUUCUAGGAGAUCCUGAUGGCCAUGACAUCGUCUUCAUCUGUGUUGACGUUGAGGCCAUCGAACAGCGACCAAAUCCUAUUUCUGAGAUCGGCUUCGCUAUUCUUGAUACCCGAGACAUCAAAGGUGUUGACCCUGGGGUUGUUGGUCGUGGUUGGUGGCCCAAGAUCAAGGCCCAUCAUCUACGGGUCUAUGAGUAUGCUGGUCUGCGAAACUACAGAUUCGUCAAGGGGUGUCCUGAUUAUUUCGACUUUGGAAUGAGCACUUUCCCUCGUGAGUCGCAAGUUGGAGAAGCCAUCAUGAGCAUCUUAACUCCAUUCAUUGACGCUGAACGAAACGUCAUCGUCGUCGGACACGAUGUGAAACAAGACAUCAAGUACUUCAAUGAAUUGGGCAUAGACCUGCGACUUCUUGCAGGACUUAUUGAACCCGUCGACACCCAGGAGAUCCAUCAAGCCUGGUCCGGCUCAACCAACGGAAGAAGUCUAAUCACACUGCUCAACGACCUAAAUAUCCAGAGCAGGAAUCUGCACAAUGCAGGAAACGAUGCUUACUACACCAUCUGCGCUAUGAUUGGAAUUGCGCUGCAAGAAGCUUGCGGAGACGAAGAGCAGGGCAACGAAAUGCUCAACAAUAUUGACUGA